Oryzias melastigma (Indian medaka) is the source of this 5956-nucleotide messenger RNA. RefSeq names its product sodium/potassium/calcium exchanger 3. Gene Ontology annotation, biological process: calcium ion transmembrane transport; intracellular calcium ion homeostasis. Gene Ontology annotation, cellular component: membrane. Lineage: Eukaryota; Metazoa; Chordata; Actinopteri; Beloniformes; Adrianichthyidae. The transcript is spliced from 17 exons. The record is from RefSeq and is a predicted model, not a curated record. Gene Ontology annotation, molecular function: calcium channel activity; calcium, potassium:sodium antiporter activity. The coding region runs from base 962 to 2788 and encodes 608 amino acids.
AACUCAGGUGGAGAUUGUGCUGAUGUUUUUGGUCAUAGACAACGUUCAAAUCAGUCGUCAUUUGAGGAGAGGGUUGGCUGCGCAGGUGCCUGCUAUUCAGGAGUCCUGGGGUUGUUGUCAAUUUCAUCAGUGACUAGAUGAAGGGAGCAGGCCGUCUACAUGGUUACAGAAUGAUGCAUGGGAGGCAGAAUAGAAUAACUAUGUUUCACUCGGGACUUGGUCUUUUAUCUUCAGAAAAGAAGUGUUUUCUUGCAAUAACGAGAUGAUCUCGUUAUCACGAGAAAACAUAAAAAAUAAUUAGUGGGAUAGGCCAUUUUUGGCACUGGAAUUUAACAAGUUCCUCACCUGUGAUCAUUUGAGUGAUUGGAAAACCUGAAUUUAAUUAUCUGGACAUACGAGUGAAUAUUUUUGACAUAACCUACAUAUGUAUGGGACGGGCUCAUAAAGCUAUGAAACAAGCCCCUUCUCUGACCCUCAUGCUUACAUAUGAAAAGCGCGCGUUGAAUCUGUCGACGCCUGGUGGCGAUACAAGGGAACUGCAGCUGGAGCAGGCGGUGGAGGAACACGGAGCUCAGAGCGCACCACCUCCUGUUGCUGCACCUCACUGUGGGAUCCGCUGUCGACCUUUCAGACCACACUCAUGAACGCCGAAGCCGUUCCCACAUAUCUGCCCGCUAUGCGCGACCAGGACGGCGGGGAGAAGCUCCCAACACGGCGGCGUCUGCUCUGAGUCCGGACGCCAGAACCGUGGGCUCGUCGGUCCGGGGAUUUCUGUUCUUUUUCUUUUUUUUUCUUCUUUCUUUCCCGCCCCCCACCCCUCAAAAACACAACUUGUGAGAGAAGUCGCUCUGUGCUGCCGCUGCUGCUCCUGGAGCGAGGGAGGUCCGCUCGGAGCUCCGAGCGGAGAAAGUUUGGGAGGAGAGCAACAGAGGUUUCCGGGGGACAUGCAGCCGGCGGAGGAAUGAGAGCAGCAGCGAGCCACCGGCGGUCCUUCCAGCGGUUCUGCUGCUGCGGGGUCGGGCUGCUCUCCGUCAUCUGGCUCACCCAGGUCAUCCGGGCACCAGGGACCGAGUCUUCGGGGCUCCAGCCAGCCAUAAAUGAUGGGCUGCUGCGGUGGACACGCAGGUUGAUGCAAGAGAAGUCAGACAACCAGAGCCUCGAUGAGCCCCGAGCAGCCAUCCAUGAGUUUCCAGAAGACAUCUUUACCAAGGAGCAGAGGAAGCACGGGGCUGUUCUUCUGCAUGCUCUCUGUGCCAUCUACAUGUUUUAUGCUCUGGCCAUUGUCUGUGACGACUACUUUGUUCCAUCGCUGGAGAAAAUAUCAGAGAACCUGCAGCUCAGCGAGGAUGUAGCCGGGGCGACAUUCAUGGCUGCGGGAAGCUCCGCCCCUGAGCUCUUCACCUCUCUUAUUGGUGUCUUCAUCACUAAAGGUGACGUCGGUGUCGGCACCAUCGUGGGCUCGGCUGUCUUCAACAUCUUGGUUAUUAUUGGGCUGUGUGGGAUCUUUGCAGGCCAGACAGUGGCUCUCACAUGGUGGUCUCUGUUCAGAGACUCCACAUACUACAUCCUGUCUGUGCUGGCACUCAUCUUGGUUAUCUAUGAUGACACAGUUGCCUGGUGGGAGUCCUUGCUCCUCAUUACCAUGUAUGGAAUCUACAUUAUAAUCAUGAAGUUCAACUCUCAGAUUUCGGUGUUUGUGACACAUCAGUUCCAAAGCCACUGGCAGUGCUGCAGUAGACCUGAGGAACAACACGACAACAAGAUGGUAGAAGAUCCGGCUUGUAACACGUCGAUGGUCCUUCUUAACAAAGAGCAAAGUCACGGUCAGGAGCCUCCGCCUGUCCUCAUGGUGGAUGAGCUCCUCAUCAUCAACCCCCACAAACUGUCCUUUUCUGAGGCUGGCCUGCGCAUCAUGAUCACCCCACACUUCUCGCCCCGCACCAGGCUCUCCAUGGCGGGAAGAAUGCUCAUCAGUGAAAGACAGCGACUGAUCAAAGGUUCGAAGCACCAACGCGACGGGGAGGCGGCGCACGGAUCCAGAGGGGAGUCGACCAGCAACAGCCUGAAGAGGACCGGCUCCUGCAGUCUGGAAAACGGAGGCGGGAGGCCCCGCAUACAAGACACUGAAUCUGUAGAAAAGCCAGGGGUUGAUGCGUGCCGGACAGAGGAGGAAGAGGAGGAUGACGAUGGUAUUUUUAAUCCAGUGCGUAUACCAGGGGGCUGUGGUGCACGGGUGAAGUGGGUCAUCACCUGGCCUCUGAGCCUCCUGCUCUACUGCACUGUGCCAAACUGUAUUCUGCCGCGGUGGCACCGCUGGUUCAUGGUCACCUUCCUGGCCUCCACUCUGUGGAUUGCUGUCUUCUCCUACCUCAUGGUGUGGAUGGUCACCAUCAUUAGCUACACACUAGACAUCCCAGACUACAUCAUGGGCAUAACCUUCCUGGCAGCAGGGACCAGUGUUCCUGACUGCAUGGCCAGUCUGAUUGUAGCUCGACAAGGUAUGGGGGACAUGGCUGUAUCAAACUCUAUAGGCAGCAAUAUCUUUGACAUCCUGCUGGGUCUGGGCUUUCCCUGGACUUUACGUACCCUCCUGGUGGACCACGGAUCCACAGUCUCUAUAAAUAAUAAAGGUCUUGUAUAUUCUGUCAUCCUGCUGCUGGCAUCAGUCUUUCUGACUGUGAUCAGCGUUCAUUUGAACCACUGGAGGCUGGACCGCCGGCUGGGUCUGGGUUUAUUGUUUCUAUACGCCAUCUUUCUCCUCUGCUCUAUCCUCUUUGGGAACAUGUAAGGCUUUGAGGUCAAACGUUCACCUUAUCUGAGAAGUUAUACACUUUCUUACAUGAAAAAAACAAAAGUCUACCAAGAGGCAAUUUUUGCACUCUACUGUGCUGUAGGAAUAACAAUGGUGACCAUGUUCAGCUUAGACAAACACGAUUUAGCAAUUUUCUGUCCUUUGUACAGUGCCGUGUUUGAUAGAACUCUGUAGUUAAUGUGAUAAUUUAGCUUCAGAAUUAAUGACAUGGUUGGAGGAAGCAGCAGUAUUACAGGUUUUACAAGAAAACAAAGAUUAAUGAAAUUUUCUGCAAAUCUUUUUGAAAAAAUUCUGUUAAGCAGCAAAUAUUUUGACAAUACUUAUAAAACAUACCUGAGUCCAGUUGCACAGAAAUGAGUCUUCUGUCUUAGAUUCUGCUUUUUGAACGUAUUUGUUUUCCCGCCAAAAACCUAAAAGCUAGCUUAUCAUGCUACUAUUUUUUUAAAAAACAUAUCUAAAGUCCCUAUAUUUAAAUAUAUUAAUAAAUGCCAUGUAGCCUUUAUUUCAAAGCAAUAGGCUGAUGAAAGUGUAGGUUCUAAGAUUUUAACGGCUGCGGUCCAAAAUGCUGCUAUGACUGAGCAAAUAAUUUAGGCUUCUAAGCUAGCUCAACAUCACUGAAAGCACAAGUCUGUUUUUAGAAGAGUAGCUGUUAGUGUCUUCCUGUUCUCUGUUUCUGCUAGUAUUUUAUUAUCUAGAGGCACUUAUAAAACUGUUGGAGCGGGUUUAUCGCGCUUGUGAUUUAUAGCGUGUUAAAUGAAACUGUUUAAUGAGAAUGUUGGCUAACAAUAGCAUCAAUAAACCUGUUGCUAAUGGCGCCGACACAAAACAAAGGCUAUGUCCGAAUUCCUUCUCUACUUACUAACUACUAAAAAACUAUAUAGUGCACGACUACAUAUUCCUCUGGAUUUUAAAAGCAUUUCAAACUCCAUGUUCACUCCUUUUUUAUUUUCUUUUUUUUAAACGGCAAGUAUAACAUUAGUAAAAAACGAAUCAUUACGAGCAUUUUAUGAAGUCUAUUUGUAAAUACACUGCGUUCUGAAGAUGAAAAUGUUGAUAGUUUAUUUUUAAAAUAUAUAUAAAUAUAUAUGCAUUUUCUUUUUUGCAAAAAUUGUUCAAACGUAAUGUUUUGUGGUACAUAUAUCCAAAUCUAGUGAGUAUCGACGCACACUGGUUUUUCGCAGAGACUUCUGAGAAAUUUCUAGUGCGCCCAAUUUUGGAAUUGUAGAUUCAAACAGCACUACAAAAUAGCACACAAACUAUAUAGUGCACUAAGUAGUGAAGGAAUUCGGACAUAGCCAAAGAGUCUCUGAACACGUACCAGGAGGUCACAUGCGUGAACUAAAAGGAUUGAGAAAAAUCUUAUUUGGAACUUUUUACACAUCCUAAAACUUUUUUAAAAUGAUCUUGCAGUAGAUACGUGCAAUAUUUGCAAUUGCGUUUUUGACUAAAUGAAGGGAAGCAUUUAAGAUGCAUCUCAUCCAGUUCAUAUUUCAAAACUUCAUUGAAGAAAAUUCAAAGUUCACAGUCCAAGUUGUCCCAGUUAAAUGUCUUUUAUUUUGUUUCUUGAUGCUAUGAAAUACUUUAUUUUCUUUCUUUUUUUCAAAUAUUCACCAUGAAUUUAAAAAUCAGAUAUUUUUCAUUGUCUUUAGUACUUUUAAAAGUGAAACACCACAUAAAGCAGGUUCACUUUCUUUAUGUGAGAAUCUGAAUUUCAAAAUAAGGUUGUGUUCACUUCUACCUAUUUGUAAUUUUUUAGCCUCUUAUGACAUUUUAAGUUCCAGUGUCUACCUAUGUAUGGCUACAAAUAUGUGCUAAUAAAGGGGUGCAUGCACAUGUAGACAUUUUUAAAUGUUGAGUUUUACAAAAAUAAUUCCCUUUCAUACAUGUGGCCUACUGUGUGUGUCAGAGACUUUUUAGAGUGGAACUAGACAUUAUUUGAGGAAGGAAAAAAAAUGUUUUAAUUUGCCUAACUACUAAAGAAUGACUGUAUUUUUAGAAGUCUUUUUACUAUGAAAUUUAAUAUAUUCUGUAUUUAUGAGUGUCACAAACUUUGAUGAUUUAGACUACAGGAUCGUGGUAUACGUCAUGUUUAGGUACGACAAUCGAUAUUUGCAAUUUGUCUUGCAUGGUUUGCGAUUUUUUUUAAAAAAUUAUUUAAUGUUGAAGUUGAGCAAUCACUGAUCAGGACGAAAAAAAAUGAAUAUUUGCAGCUUUAGCUUGUUUUCUGGCAAAUAAUGUUUCAUUUUUCACCAGCAGAACCGCCUGUUCUGUCAUUACUGAGAAAAAAAACCUUGACUACAAUGUUUGUUUAUAGAGGAGGCGUCAGUAUUGUUACUUUUGAUUACGUGAGUUUCUAUUUUUUCCAGAUUUGUUGUAAAAAAAUUUCUCUGUGUGAUGUUUUUUUACUGUUUGUAAAUUGUUGAAUAACUUAGUUUUACAAGGAACUGACCAACUUGCUUUGAUAUGUUCAAAAAGAAACAUCUUGUAAGCUUAUUUGUGAAUUAUUGCAACUAAAUUAAUACAUAUUUCUAUGUACAUUCGGUGGGCUGUAAAGACUUUCAAGUCGCUUCAGAUUUUCUCUUGUGUUGUUCACUGAUGAACCACUUUCAUGCAGAAUAGUAAUUGAAAGAACAUAUUUUUUUUACUGGAUAACUGUUUAGCAACUGUUUUUAAAUUAAGAGCUUUUAUUAAUCUAGUAAUUUAAACGAUGUUGGAAAUAGAACCACUUAGCACUAAGUAUUAAAAUUCAUGGUCCUCCUUCAAAUCUGACGUGUAAUGGUACGGUGUUUUUGGAGCCUUACCUGAGGCACAAAUUGUCUUUUCCGAUCUUCCUCACAUCCGUCCAUGUUUUCCCGGCAGAUGACUCACCAGUGUACGAUACCGAUGUGUCCUUUCACUGUCAGGAGGCUGUCAUUUGCUCCUGAUCCAGAUCAGUAAUAAAAAAAUAAAUAAACUAAGUGAAGCGUUCUGCGGUUUAUUAUUCUUACAGAAAAAUUAGAGCUGAACGUGAUUCUCCAAAGAAUGUCAUGUUUAUUCUGCUGUGAUGUUGGAGGUAGAUCUUAGAGUCCAAUUUACUGCUUUAGAGAUUGUAUUGGAUCAUAGAAGACUGUUGUUAUCUUGGGUGCAAUAAAAAGUGCAAUAACA